Messenger RNA from Centruroides sculpturatus (bark scorpion), 1490 nucleotides. Its product is annotated as glucose dehydrogenase [FAD, quinone]-like. The transcript has 10 exons. Gene Ontology annotation, molecular function: flavin adenine dinucleotide binding; oxidoreductase activity, acting on CH-OH group of donors. The annotation marks the transcript as partial. Lineage: Eukaryota; Metazoa; Arthropoda; Arachnida; Scorpiones; Buthidae. The record is from RefSeq and is a predicted model, not a curated record.
GAGACAAAGGAAGAUCAAUAACAAGACGGUGGGAUCAAUUAGAAGCUGGAACAGAUUAGAUAAUCCUUUAUAUAUUAAGACGGAUCAUUCAACGCUUUACAUUUCACUCGCUUUUCAAGCAAACGACAUGAUCCUUAUACUUUUAAUGCUCAUAAUUUCUGUAGUUGUUGAAGGAGUUCAUGAUGAUGAAUAUGAUUUCAUUAUUGUCGGUUCCGGUGCCGGUGGUUCAGUUAUGGCUAAGAGAUUAUCUGAAGAUCCUUCUAACAAAGUUCUUCUAUUAGAAGCUGGAGACAGACCUUCUAUGAUUAACGAAAUUUUAGGAAAAGCCCUGAGCGUACUGAAAGGCGCAAAAUUUAAUUGGAAUUACACUUCGGUACCAAAUAUUAAAAUUGGACAAGCAUUAAAAGAAAGGCGUCUUGUAGCAACGGCCGGUAAACUUUUAGGAGGUUCAACAAUGAUUAAUGCAGGUGUUUAUUCUCGUGGGAACAGACACGAUUAUGAUAAUUGGGCACGAAAUGGAGCUAUUGGUUGGGAUUGGAAAAGUGUUUAUCCAUACUUUUUGAAGACGGAAGAUAAUCGGGAUGAUGGAAUUAUUAACAACGGUUAUCACGCAGUUGGUGGAGAACUCGUAGUUCAAUUUCCACCCUUCCAUACUCCUUUAGCAAAUGGGUUAAUAGAAGCAGCGGAAGCUACGGGAUAUCCAUAUGGAGAUUUUAAUGCAGAGCCCCAAACAGUUUUUAUGCAGCCCCAAGGCUAUAUUAAUCGAGGAAUAAGAUGGACAGCAGUUCGAGCAUUUAUCGAUCCUAUCGUUGGAAGAAGGAAUUUUCGUUUGAUUACUUCAGCUUUAGUCACUAAAAUAUUAAUUGGUGAUAACAAUAGAGCAUAUGGAGUUUUAUUCGAACAUAAAGGUAAACAGAUGAAAGCAUACGCCAGAAGAGAAGUGAUUGUGAGUGCAGGAACAUUCAAUUCACCCAAACUUCUUAUGUUAUCGGGAAUUGGACCAAAAGAGAAUUUACACAGUUUACAAAUUCCUGUAGUAUCAGAUAUUCCGGUGGGUCAAAAUUUAAUUGAUCACGCUUCUACAUUAAGUAUGCAGUUUCUAGCUGAUUCUUAUACGUUUGCUGAACAUCGCAUUACUAAGGAAUAUUACGACGAGCUUCUAAUUAAUGGAACAGGACCAUUAGCUACCAUCGGAGGAGUAGGAAUAGAAGGUUUUGUUAAUACAAAAUAUAGCAAACAAUACGAUUGGCCCGACCUGAUGAUAUUUUGGGAUAUUUCAGGAAUAGAUAAUGGUCUCUCAAAUGCCAAUGAUGAGCUGCAAAGUAUUUUCGAUAAGUUUAAAGAUAAGGAUAUAAUUAUCUGCGCGCCAUAUGUAAUUCGAACGAAAAGUCGAGGUGUGCUGACGUUAGCAUCAAAUAAUCCCCACGACGAUCCUUUAAUUGACUUUAAUAUUUUCUCUCAUCCUUAUGAUUUGAAAGUUGAAGUCGAAG